This is a messenger RNA of Trypanosoma brucei brucei TREU927, 1734 nucleotides long. RefSeq lists its product as hypothetical. Lineage: Eukaryota; Euglenozoa; Kinetoplastea; Trypanosomatida; Trypanosomatidae. Gene Ontology annotation, molecular function: protein binding; metal ion binding. The transcript has a single exon. The record is from RefSeq and is a predicted model, not a curated record. The coding region runs from base 1 to 1734 and encodes 577 amino acids.
AUGGAUCAUAUUGAUCUUGCUGAAGAGCGGGAGAUGGGUAAUGGUGAUCCCAUCAUGGUUUUAAAUGUUUCCGUUCCUUAUAGUGCCAAUAGUUCCGACAGAAAAAGUAACGUCAGCUCACCGCUUCUUAGCAAGUGCGCUAGCAAACAGACGUCAGGUGUCAUGUGGCUUACAAAGCCUACUUUGGACCCCUCGUGCAUUCGUUUAUGCCCUCUUCGACGGUGGGUGCCGGACACACAAGUUUCAACUUGUAUGGCUCACGGAUGUAAUGUUGCUUUUUCAAUGUUUAACCGAAGGCAUCACUGCCGCGUUUGUGGUCGCGUCUUUUGCUCCGCAUGCUGUUCAGAAACUGUUAAUGCGUUAGUUCAGUCAGCUCUGGAGGUUCAGUCGAACCCCAUUGAGGCUUGUGGCGGCGUAGACAAGACGUCGUUACCCAGUGGUAGAGUCUCUGGAACUGACAUUGCUAACGGUGAAGACAACAUUUCGCAGCAGCAGCAGCAAGGACAGGUCCAGUUUAUGAACCCCACAACGGUGGCGGCGUACCGCGUUUGCUUUGCCUGCCACUAUGAAGUACAGCUUGUUGUGUCCCGCCGUGAUCGUAACGGUGAGGUGCGGCGAAAGUGUCGUGGUGAGCUGAAGAUGCUGCAGUGGUCGCUGCUAGUUAGAGUUUUGUCAUACUUGACAAUGGAGGAGCUUCUAGGUGUGUCUUUAGUCUCGUCUGACUUUUAUUUUAUGUCGAGAGACAACGUCAUAUGGUAUCGGUACAACAUGACGCGAUGCUUGCGCGAGGAGGAACUGCAACGCAUGCUCUCAACAACUUUGGGGAGCCGGAACUCUACGCGACGACAGCGUCUCCCACAGAAGCAGCUGGGAGAGCUCACGUUUGGCACGGAUUUUGACAGCAUUACAUCCGCAGGUGCUGCCAAACCGACAAUUUCACUUAACGCGCGUUACAAUUUUACUCAAUUUCUUGAUUUUACUCGGAGACGAGAGGCGACACGGUGUAAGGGACUGUCAUGCUUCUCCGUGGGGAUGCGCGAUCUACUGUCAAGCCCAAUAAAGAUAGCUCUUAUUGGCCCAUGUGGUGUAGGGAAAACGUCAUUAAUGCGGGAGUGGGGUCGACAGCGGCGGCCGGGCGACAAUAGUGCGAGGUUUGCGGUGACGCCACCAACCGUGACUUUUAACCAGUUUGACAAAACCGUCUUUCUCACUGGUGGCUUGACGGCCCGCGCGCAGUUGCGAGUGUUUGACAUCUCCGGCCACCCACGGUUCAGAGAGUUAACCCGCUUUGUUUGUGCUAGUUGUCAUGCUGUGGUAAUCUGUUAUGACCCACAACGUAAAUCAUCACUCAUGGAGGCAAAAGCCAUCAUAGCUGAUGUGGAGACGAAACUCGGAGUUCAGCCUGUUAUUGUGUGUGGUUUGAUCCCACCAGCCGAUGCUGGGAGGGGGGGGUCUGCGGUUGAAGUGUCAGCAGAAGAAGCUACUGAGAUCUCUAGCAGGGAGCGUGGAUCACUGCUGUGCGCAUGGCAUGAGGGUAAGAUACUGUUUGAGCACGUGGUGCAGUGCCUGCUCGACUGCAUUGCACUUGGGACGUCUGCCAUAUCAUUCACCGCCCCCGUCAGCCCAUUGGGUGUUCCUGUGGACAGCGAGGAGUUCUCCGUCAACCGCUCAACAGCGCAGGAGCUAUUGCGAAUUACGAUGUGCCCAUCGGCUAUUGACGUGCUAUUGGACUAA